Molecule: messenger RNA, 2534 nt
Organism: Folsomia candida
Lineage: Eukaryota; Metazoa; Arthropoda; Collembola; Entomobryomorpha; Isotomidae
Exons: 2
Coding region: 600-2468 (622 amino acids)
Source: RefSeq, a predicted model, not a curated record
UUUGAUGGUGUGCAUUUGUAUUUUAUGGAAAGUUUAUGAUGAUAAGAACAUUUAUCCAAAGUAUGAGCAGUUCAUAUCUAGUUUGAUCAGUUUUCUCUCGUCGUUAAUAAAAUGUCAAAUCAAGGGCAUCUUGAACCCACGCGCUGACGAACGGAUAAGCAGGGUUCCUGUAUCUAAUCCUAAGUAGUAUUUUUCCAAAGAGCUGUACAUCUAUUAUUGUUAUAAUUUUUAUUCAUAUUUGAACAACGAUAGAAAUUAAAUAAUGAUAAGAUGGGUUUAGUUAGUGAAUCGUGUUAUUUAGCUUGCAUAUAAGGUAAAUACAUAAGCAUGCACACGGCGGAUGAUUGUCCAGAUCUAUGUGUGCAUGCACAAUGUAAAACAAACUUUGAACAAAAUUACCGUUUAUCUUGUUAGAUAUCCCCGUAAUUAUUACUUUUAUUACUUUCCACAAACUUUAUUGUUCUACUCCAUAUCAGAUUUGAAUUUCAUAACAGGAAAUCCUGCCAAUUUUUCAAUGCUAACCAAAAUCACCAAUUGGUUUUUUAUUUGCUUAAAAUCUUCUCGUUCAAGUAUGUGCUAACACUGUCUCAUUCUUCAAUAUGAAGAAUUUUCGUAUUUUUAUUACCAGUCUUUUUGCAAAUCUUGCUGUAUCUCAAGAUUACACAGAUCAAUCGCAACUGCAAAAAAUACUUGAUCCUAAAUUCCAACAAGGCUGUCUAAUCCUAAUCUACAACCACGGACUUGAUACAAAUUCCACAGCUUCAAAGUUCUUUAUUGACCAAAUUAUUUCCAAAAGCAAGGAUUUAUCUCAAUUGCUGAUACUUUCCGGAACUCUCAAUAAAAAUCAUACAAUGAACAAUUUGAGAAACGCUUGCUCGGUUACCGUCAUUGUCCACCAUUACCAGCAGCGUGGGGUUGAUGCCAAUAAGGAAUUGAACAAUGUUUUACAAACAACGUUUAAACAGGAAAUAAUUCCACUCCUACUUCCACAGCACUCCGUCGUAAUUCAUAUUGCAGUAGUGACCGAAUUAUUGAUAUCUCCAAAAUUAAUCCCUACUUUUGAAAGACGUCCAAUUACGCUUUUCCUUUUAAUCGUGACCACAGAACUGCACCAGCAAGACGCCCGGUUCUUACUUUGCAAUGAAGGUGAAUGCAAAAGACCGAAACCAACUAUUGGAAUAUUUCUCCCCCCGCAGCAAGUUCAUUUUAUUCAUCUUUGGCAUGGUGGGAAUAUGCCCCAUUGUAUCGACGCCCCAUGGCUGGAUGCCAUUAAAAGAAGGGUUUGUCCUCUCCCGAUCAGUUUCAUGGAAAUAUUAGCAAGUCACAUUAACUUUACGGUGAAAUUUGACUGGAAUUACCGUGCUCUCCAACUCCUACCCAAUGGAUUUGUCAUCCCCACUGCCAAGACUGCAUUUUAUUCCGCAGAGAUACGGCCUGCCCUCAACUUGGUUGGACUGUUUGGCCACAGCAUUAUCUUUUGCGAUAGGAAAGACAGCUUUUACUCCACGUCUGGCAAUAUGUUUCACACGUUUUUCCAUAAAGUUGGAACUUGGACGGGUCCUUUACCUUGGGAACUUUGGGUGUUUAUGUUCCUCAAUUUCUGCCUCGUGGUGUUUAUCCAAGUCGCCGUGAUGAAGGGUCGACUCGGCCCUGCGACCUUUGAAGGAUUUCGUGUCCUUGUUCGCCAAGAUGUUGUAUCGGCCAACCCCAUGAUUUCUAGCAUUCUGAUAUCAUUUUCAUGGGUAUGCUUCACACUGCUGCAGAUUUACGAGGGGAGAUUUACCAGUUUAGUACUGAUUCCAUUGGUUCCUGACUUGCCAUCAAGUUUGGCCGAGCUGAUUUCUCUCAAUUAUAAAAUAAUUGCUGACAAUCAAAGUCACAGCUUCACCACGACCUACAGCAUUGAUUUACAAAUUCGAUUUCCACACUUGAAGCCAUCCGAGUUUGUCAAUUUGUUCGAGUUCCGAAAAACGCCGGACGAUGCGUAUAAAGCUUUUGUCUCCGGGAGUGACAAAUUCAUUUUCAUCGAUACCACCAAAGUAAGCGGAGUGGGGGAAAGAAGAAAGGGAAUUAUAGCUCAGUGGUCAGAGCUGGACAUUGGAAAAACGUGUCACGAAUUGAACGAAAGGUUGACCAGUUUUAUGCACUAUUGGAUGUUCUUGUCCUCGAGUAGGGACGUUCUCAUGAAUGCCUUUGUGAGAUUGAAGCAAUCUGGAAUUCCUACUUUUUUUGAUGCACACAAUACACAUUAUCAGGAUAAAUUAGUGCGCGAAAAAAGGAGAGAGAAAAAAAGACGCCAUGAGAUUGUGGAACCAGUGUCGAUUGCAUCAAUUAAAUUGGAUCACGUUGUUCCUGUCCUUAUUCUGAUGGCAUUUUGCAUGAUUGGCGUUGGUGGGAUUGGUCUGGGACUGGAAAUAAGAUGGAAAUUGCGAUCCACGAUACAAGUUCAAAAUCAUUACAUAUUUUAAUGAUUGCAAUUAAAUUAAAUUAAAUUAAUUUAUAAAUUAAAAUAAAUACAAUUUCCGAUACUGUGA